AUGUACAGAAAUUCGGCGCAGUUGAAAUGCAUCAAAGGCAUUCCGCCCAACGCCCUCCCUUCGCCCGACAACACUAGCGACUCGGACUCGGAACUCCUCGAUGCCCUCGACCAGAAGAGGAGGCAAUUGGACGAGGAGGUUGCCAAGUUCAAGGCUGCGAAGGACCGCGAGUUUCGCGAAUUUGAGAAGCAGCUAUGGGUCAAUAAGAAGAGGUCGCGUGCGGGUGCCAACAGUGCUUCUGAAGGCACGCCCACCAGGGCUUCAUCCACCACGUCUGCCUUGAAUCUGCUGGCAUCGACGCAAAAUGGUUCGGUACCUGGCCGGCCAGGCUACAAGGCGAGAAGAGACGCAGGAGCAGGCGACAAGGUCAGAAAGCCGGCACCGCUGAGCGGGCCGACUCUGUCCUUGGAAAAAUUGAACAUUACUGGCGAAACCACGCCACCUCUGCAUACCCUGGGGACGCCACCCACACCUACAAUCCUAGCUCGGGCGAGAUCACGCUCUCCCACGAGUGCGGCGGCACGGCCGACAACGCCGCCCCCCACACAAUUAAAGACUGAUCCUCCGCUGACGUCCACUCCUACACCUUCGAAAGACCGAUCCGACCCCUUUGCUGGAGUGUUCACGCCCAUGUACCUGCCCCUUCUAGAGUCAAGCGAUCGUAGUCCGAUCGUGCGGAGUCCGCAGCCCAUGACUUCUGCGGAAGAGGAAGCAAAACGGCUACAGUUGGACGCGGAGUCUAAGGAGCGGGCGGAUCAAGUGUUGAAACAGCAGGCCCGAUCGUCCCAAUCGUUACCGCCACAACCGGUGUCGCCCACAGUUGUGGCGACCAAGCGUGCCCAGUCGACAUCUAUACUGCCGAGUGCCAGUCUCCCCAGUGCUUUAAGAAGUACCAGUGGCGGAGGAAGAAGGAGGAAGCAUGUCAUGUUCCAGCUGGCGGAUCUCAAAGUGGUCGAUCCGAGUAGCAGUUACGAAGAAGGGCCGAGUCCGGAGUUGGAAGGUGAGACGGAUAUGAAAGGAGAAGCACAACAUGGGGGCCAUUCGCUCGAGCAACAUGGCAAUCAAGUUAGCGAUGUGAGGGACAAGGGAAGUCCCGGACUACUCGGUGCAAAAGACAGGCGUAGAGGAAGGGGAAGAGGAGGCCGCUUCAUCUCGCCCAUUCCUUCCCCACUGGCAAGUCCUAGCCCGAGCCCAACACCAUCUCCAGCCCUCAAUGGAGGCUCACCCUCGGCGUCACCUCUGCAAUCUCCGCGCCUAAUCUCUUCGCCGGACGAGUCCGGGUUUUCCGGCGGGCUAGUUGGUGCGGCGGACGGAGGCAGCGGCGUCGGGUUUUUUGAGCUCGACGAAGAGCUCGCCAGUCCGGCACUGAGAGACGGUCGACCGGCCGAGGCGUUUGACCUCGAGGUUGAGGAUGAGAUCAGCGAGAAGAUCGGCCGGGAUCCCGCGGGAGCAGGUGAGAAGGGACUAGGCAUCAUCCCUCAAGUCCAGGUGGGGAGCGUCCCCAUCGAUAUUGUGAAGCCCAGUGGGAGCUGGGUCGGGAGCUUUGGACAUUGA
Molecule: messenger RNA, 1554 nt
Organism: Fonsecaea multimorphosa CBS 102226
Lineage: Eukaryota; Fungi; Ascomycota; Eurotiomycetes; Chaetothyriales; Herpotrichiellaceae
Exons: 1
Coding region: 1-1554 (517 amino acids)
Source: RefSeq, a predicted model, not a curated record